This is a messenger RNA of Rhizophagus irregularis DAOM 181602=DAOM 197198, 1654 nucleotides long. RefSeq lists its product as uncharacterized. Lineage: Eukaryota; Fungi; Glomeromycota; Glomeromycetes; Glomerales; Glomeraceae. Gene Ontology annotation, cellular component: cytoplasm. The record is from RefSeq and is a predicted model, not a curated record.
AUGAUAACAAAUAAUACUUCUCAACACCUUAUUUACGGUUUAUUAUUUGGGGUAAUACUUACGCUAUCUACUAAUUCGUUUGUAAAUUGGUGGAAAAGAAAGAAUCAAGAUGAUAAAACCACGCGAUCACUUAAACAACCUAGUGAUAUCAGAAGUGAAGAUAUUGCUGACGGUAUAGAAGGAUUAAUAGGAAAUACUCCAUUAAUGAGAAUUAAAAGUUUAAGUGAUGCUACUGGAUGUGAAAUUUUGGGUAAAGCUGAAUUUCUUAAUCCAGGUGGUAGUCCAAAAGAUCGAGCUGCUUUAUAUAUGAUAAAUGAGGCAGAAAAUAAAAAACUUAUACAACCAAAUAUAGGAUGUACUAUAUUUGAAGGAACUUCAGGAUCGACAGGAAUAUCAAUUGCAAUGAUUGCAAAAGCAAAAGGAUAUAAUGCAUGGAUUAUUAUGCCAGAUGAUCAAGCAAAAGAGAAAUAUCAAUUAUUAGAAAAAUUAGGAGCCACAGUAGAAAAAGUUAAACCUGCAAGUAUUGUAGAUAAAAAUCAAUUUGUUAAUUUAGCUAAACGUAGAGCUGAGGAUUUUGGAAAAAAUAAAGAAAAUAAUAAGAAAAAGCUUAUAGGUGGAGAUGAUAAUUACGAGAGAGAAAAUUCAAUUGAAAAUAAUGAAGCUACUGGAUUUUUUACUGAUCAAUUUGAAAAUUUAGCUAAUUAUUUAGCACAUUAUCAAGGAACAGGUCCGGAAAUAUACAGACAAACAAAUGGAAAAAUUGAUGCCUUAGUGACUGGAGCUGGUACUGGAGGAACAAUUGCAGGAAUUUCUCGUUUUCUUAAACCACUUAUACCUAGUCUAAAAGUGAUUCUUGUUGAUCCUCCUGGUUCAGGAUUAUAUAAUAAAGUGAAACAUAAUGUAAUGUAUUCGCCUUAUGAAGCUGAAGGAACCAGAACGAGACAUCAAGUCGAUACAAUUGUAGAAGGUGUUGGUAUAAAUCGUAUGACAGAAAAUUUUAACAUGUCAACUGGAAUGAUUGAUGACGCGAUUCGUGUUACAGAUGAAGAAGCUAUAGCUAUGGCAAGAUACUUAGCUAAAGAAGAAGGAUUAUUCAUUGGUAGUUCAUCAGCUAUCAAUUGUGUUGGAUGUGUGAGAGUUGCUAGAAAAUUAGGACCUGGACAUCGUAUUGUGACUAUAUUAUGUGAUUCUGGACAGAGGCAUCUGACAAAAUUUUGGAACGAUGAAUAUUUAAAACAAAAUAAUAUUUAUCCAAAAGAAGAAGAAGGAUUAAAUUUUAUAAAAUAAGACAAAAUGAUUAGAAAAUAUACAUAUUAUAUAAUAUCAUAUUAUAAUUUAUAAAUUAUAAAUGAUGAUAAAAAUUUUAUUGUAAAUAACAAAUAUUUAUAUUUCAGAAAUAAAAGGAGUUUAUAAAUACAUAAUAAAUAAUAAUAAAAAAAAAAAAAAAAAUUCUAUGACAAAUUUUUUAAUAUAUUCGCUGCGGGAUAAUUAAAGGUCACUAUAAAUUUUAAAUAUUUGAAAUAUGACAAUACUAGUACAAAUUAUUGAAUUCAUUUUGUGAUUAUCACAAUGACAAAUAUUUCAUCUAAAAUUUAUCCUACACAUAAUCCCCAAACAUUAACAAUAACGUACAUACUAUUGGUAUCAUGUCUGU